Dictyostelium discoideum AX4 is the source of this 1518-nucleotide messenger RNA. RefSeq lists its product as hypothetical. The transcript has 2 exons. Bases 1 to 1518 code for a protein of 505 amino acids. Lineage: Eukaryota; Evosea; Eumycetozoa; Dictyosteliales; Dictyosteliaceae. The record is from RefSeq and is a predicted model, not a curated record.
AUGAUUUCUUUAAAUAAUUGUAGAAAUUUAAUAAGAGGAUUUAAUAAUAGUAAUAAUUGUAAUAAUUUAUGUAAAAUACUAAAUAAUAAAAUUAAAAAAUCACAACCAUCAUUUUCACAAGUUGGCAAUUUAAGAUUUUAUUCAAAAAAUGAAAAACCAAUUAACCCCACCAAAAAUAAAAAUGUUGAAUCAAAUGAUGAUAUUUCAAAAUUUGAUUUUAAAAAAACAGAGGAAUUGGUUAAAAGUUCUAAUAAUAAAAAUCAACAACAAAAUGAACAACAACAGCAACAACAACAACAAAAUCAAUAUCAAUAUAAUGGAAAUCAAGAUUAUAAAGAUGAUAAACCAUUAAAAUCAUCAUUUAAAGAUAAACUAUUUAGAAAUGGUGCAAGUUUUAUUGUUUGGGGUUUCUUUUCAUUUGGUAUUGCAGUUUAUUUAGCAUCACAUGAUGAUACUGAAUUCAUUAUUAAAAAUAUUGAUUCAACAAUGAAAAAAUUGAAAACUUUAACAGAUUAUGAAUUAUUAAAAUCAAAAUUAGCUGAACUCUCUGAAUUAAGUUCAAAAAAUACAACACUUAAAAAAUUAUUAUCAAAUCCAGAAUAUAUUACUCAAUUAUUAGAUAUUAUUUUAGAAUAUUCAGAUUUAGAAAUUAAUAAUAAAUCCGCUAAAAUUAUUGAAAAUGCUUCAGAAUUUAUAAAUGAUUAUUCAAUAAUUCCAAAAUUAUUAGAAGUUGCAGAAUUAAAAUAUAUACCAUCAUAUGUAAAGAAAACAUUGGGAUCUGCAAUUUCAAAGAUUGCAUUAAAAGGUGAUGAUGAAGCAAGAUUAAAAUUAGCAAGUAAUGGUGCAAUCGAAUUUUUAGAUUCAAUGAUGUCAAUUAAAGAUUUUAAAUGUCAAUUAUUCAAGAGUGCUUUAUUAGCAAUUUCCUCAACCCUUGAGAAUAUUCCAACCACAAUUACAUCACAAAAUGAAAAAAGAAAAGAAUUGGUAACUAAAUAUGCUGCUGAAGAGAGAUUGGUAAAAGGAAACGUAUUGGAAUUGAAGAAGCGUGAGUUAAUUCAAUCUGGUUAUCACCUUUAUUUACAUACUAGUGCUGGUGGUUUUGUUUGGGGUUGCAUAGAAUCAAUUAGAAAUAAAUUACCAUUAAGAGCUAUCCUAUUGAAUGGUUGUAAAAAUUCGAUUAUCACCGCUGCUUUACCAAUCAUUUUCGUUGGUUUAAUGACAACUUAUACAAAUGAGACCAUAAAGAAAUUAGAUACAACUAAAGAGAAAUUCGAAUUUUAUUUUGCUGGCUUCUAUUCUUUAUUCCCUUGGUACUAUAUUUUACCAAUAGUCGAAAAAUUCUCUCCCUAUUGGAUUGGUGGUCAUGUUUUAGGUUUUAUGUCUUUCUUUUCCUAUUUAGCUUAUUCAGAAUAUGAUAUCUUCAAAUCUGAUACAAUUUUAAUUGAAAAAGAUCGUUUAGCAUUACCACGUGAAGUUUUAAUUGAAAAUUUAAAAAAGAAUGAAAAUAAAUCUAAAUAA